Molecule: messenger RNA, 1665 nt
Organism: Bufo gargarizans (Asiatic toad)
Lineage: Eukaryota; Metazoa; Chordata; Amphibia; Anura; Bufonidae
Gene: CAPN9
Product: calpain 9
Exons: 15
Coding region: 1-1665 (554 amino acids)
Biological process (GO): proteolysis
Cellular component (GO): cytoplasm
Molecular function (GO): calcium-dependent cysteine-type endopeptidase activity
Source: RefSeq, a predicted model, not a curated record
AUGCCAUACAUCUAUGAAGACCCAAGACUCAAGCAACCUAAUUUCCCCAAUACUGCCAAAGGUAUCCACUCAUCUGGAAAAAGCUAUGAGGAGCUCAGACAAGAGUGUGUUAGGAAAGGAAUUCUGUUUGAAGAUGAAGAUUUCCCAGCGAACGAUUCUUCACUGUUCUACAGCGAGAAACCCAGCAUCCCCUUUGUAUGGAAAAGGCCUAAGGAAAUCGUUAAAGAUCCUGAGUUUAUUUUAGGUGAUGCUUCAAGGACAGAUGUCUGUCAAGGAGACCUUGGUGACUGCUGGUUUUUAGCUGCCAUUGCUUCUCUUACUCUCAAUGAGAAGGUACUACAUAGGGUGGUUCCACCUGAUCAGUCAUUUGGCGCUGGGUAUGGUGGCAUUUUUCAUUUUCAGUUUUGGCAACAUAAUGAGUGGGUUGAUGUUGUGAUUGAUGACAGACUACCUACCUUCAAAAAUCGUCUGGUAUUUCUUCACUCGGCUGACCUCAAUGAGUUUUGGAGUGCACUAAUGGAGAAAGCUUAUGCUAAGCUCAAUGGCAGUUAUGAAGCAUUAAAAGGCGGCAGUACCAUAGAAGCUAUGGAAGAUUUCACUGGAGGAGUUUCUGAAGUUUAUGAAAACAAAAAAUCACCUACAAAUUUUUUUGAAAUUAUGGAUAAAGCUCUGAAAAGAGGAUCAAUGUUGGGUUGUUCUAUUGAUAUUACAAGUUCUGCUGAAACAGAAGCUAAAACUCCUCAAGGACUUGUAAAAGGUCAUGCAUACUCCAUAACUGGCUUGGAUACGGUGAAUUAUAGAGGGCAAAUGGUACAGCUUAUUAGAGUGAGGAACCCUUGGGGGCAAGUUGAGUGGAAUGGACCAUGGAGUGACAAUGCUUCGGAAUGGAACUCUAUUGACCCAGUAGAAAGGAAACGCCUUUGUCAAACUUCUCUGGAUGAUGGUGAAUUCUGGAUGAAAUUUGAGGACUUCAAGAGAUACUUUGAUAAAGUUGAAAUUUGUAACCUGACACCCGAUGCUUUAGACGAUGACACAGAGCAUAAGUGGGAAGUGACAGUUCAUCAAGGAAGCUGGGUCAGAGGCUCUACUGCUGGUGGAUGCCGUAAUUUUCUAGACACUUUCUGGUCAAAUCCACAGAUAAAGCUGAGCCUUAAAGAAGAGGACGAUGGCCACAAUGAGUGCACGUUCAUUGCUGCUUUAAUGCAAAAAAAUAGACGCAAGUUGAAAAAAAGUGGAGCUGAUCUGUUAACAAUAGGAUAUACAAUUUACCAGUGUCCUCGAAAUGACUCUCAAAUGACUAAAGAGUUUUUCAAAUUUAAUGCUUCAAAAGCAAGAAGCAAAACAUACAUUAAUUUGAGAGAAGUGUCAGACAGAUUCAAGCUUCCCCCUGGGGAUUACAUGAUUGUACCUACCACUUUUGAACCUCACCAAGAAGCUGACUUUUGUUUGAGAGUAUUUUCAGAGAAGAAAGCAGACAUCAAAGAAAUUGAAGGAGACAUAAAUGUGGAUAUUCCAGAUCACCCAAAACCAAACCCUACACAUAAAGAGACAGAAGAAGAAAAACAAUUUCGCAGUCUGUUUGCACAAAUUGCUGGAGACGACAUGGAAGUGAGCCCACAAGAAUUGCAAUAUAUUUUGAAUUCAGUUCUGCAAAGAACAUCAUAA